Molecule: messenger RNA, 3113 nt
Organism: Colossoma macropomum (tambaqui)
Lineage: Eukaryota; Metazoa; Chordata; Actinopteri; Characiformes; Serrasalmidae
Exons: 4
Coding region: 902-2194 (430 amino acids)
Source: RefSeq, a predicted model, not a curated record
GUGCAGUGUGGGGCAGUGGUCUCCAACCCUGGUGCUGGAGAGCUACCUUAUCGCUGAGCUUAGUUUCAACCACAAUUUACAACACCUGGACCUCUUCCCAAGGCCCUGAUUGGCUGGAUCAGCUGGACGUAUUAAAGUUAAGUAAGAAGCGGGGCAGCUUAUUGGAUACAGGUUGGAACUGAACUCUGUAGGAAGGUGGCUCUCCAGGACCAGGGUUGGAGACCACUGUAGUAGGGCAGUACACAACCCUGUCCGAGAACCCCUGCCCUGCAUACUGAGAUGUCUUCUCUGUUGUAAGAACGUUAGACGACAAAUGGGACAAAUUCACAAUUAGUAUUAGUACUAUGUUAAGGACAGCCCAAAAUGUUCUACCUCCAGGGGGCGAUAACACGACUUUCACCAUUCAAUCACGCUUCCCAAGAAGAAACAGCGGCGCAUGCGCCGUUCUUAUUCGACAGUUCGGCUGUGAUACAGCAGAUAAAAUAUACGCACUUUGUUCAUUCUCUUUAGUUGACUUCAGCAAAGACGGGGGGGACAAAAUAAUAGACAAAUUCAUCAACAUGAAAUGGUAAUCUUGAUCGCCAGAUGUAAACGCCAUUUUCCUUUUUUAGGAUAUUUUGGAGUGCAGAAUGUGAAGGAUUGAUAGAUGCUUUCUUCUUUUGAAGUAGGACUUCAACAAGUAGAACUUGAUUUUUUUCCUCUUGAAGAAGCAGAACUGAAGACAUUUUUCUAGAUGGACAGUCCGAUAUACUACCACACAUAGGUCAGCUGUUGUUCUCAGGGAUGAGAGGGUGUCUUAGUAAUAUUUGAUAAUAAUAUAUUGUUGGGCUUCACUAUUCUGUCCAUCCCCUGCAUUUGUUUGCAUAUGUAGACCAGCUGUGGUUCCUCAAAAAAUGAAUGAAUGCAAUGCCUGAAAGGAUACACAGACAACGGUUUGGCUAAACACUUAAAGGACUUGUCCAAACCUCGUCAUUUCUGCGAGAGUGUAGAAUUAAGGACUGAACUCAUGACUACUGAGAGUGUCUCAGUCAUUGACUUACCACACUGGGAAAGUGGAAAAAGGAGGAUUCGGUUCUUAUAUCUAGCUGGAAACAACUCCUUUAAAGUUACCAAACAGAAUGCUAAUGAGGAGCAGAUGAUUCCUCUUUUCCUUGGAGCCGAUCUCUUUUCUAACACAGAUGUCCGCACUGAGAACCAUCCUAGAUACCAUGCAAAAUUUGCCAAAAGGGGACUGGCAGCAAAACUGGUUUUCUCCUCUGCCUUCAGGUUCCAAGGCAUUCGACUUCCUUGCUCCAGUAAUGGCUUGUGGUUCUAUUGCAUUCAUGGUGUUUUCCGGGUGGCCUUUGAGCUCUUCAGUAAACAAGAGCAGCUCUCAGUCUUGGAGUCAUUUCAGGAUCUCUGGAAGUCCCGAAUCAACGAUGAGCAAUUAAACAUGGUUUACAACCUGCAUGUCCAACUGCCAACAACUUCCAGCUACCAUAGUGACGAAGAGAUAUCACAUGGACAUACUUCUAGUAAUAUCUCUGCACCUGCCCCUGUCCAUUCAGAACCUCAGGAAGUAGAAGAAGACUUUGCCAUCUCCCAGCCGGUGUCUGGUCUACCAGAAGAGUCGUCAUCCGUGGACCAUGACUACUGCUCCUUAUCAGAGCAGGUGGAGUUUAAGCAGUCUAGUCUGCUAGCUGAGAAACUCUGCAUUAUAGGAGACAAGUUAAAGGCCAUCAUUACAAUGGAUGUGAGUCAAGAGGAAACCAUCUUGAAGCUUCUAGAUUAUGCUGAAUAUUGGAUUAGUGGAGGGCAGGACGAGGAAAGGUUGACAGAUGCUGUGAUGGCUUUACUUCGGACUCAUUCACAAGGGUACUCAAUCUACUCCAGUCUUCUGCUGCAAGCUCUGGCUGGCUGGCUGGGUCAGAAGUUUCAUUCAGCCAACAGCAGCAUAAGCCAGCAGGUAGAAAGCUUCAAGAUGCGACACAUUGAACACAUUACAGACUUGCCUCCUGCUGAGGAACUUGCCACAGAACUCUUCCCCGAGGCAAUGCGGAACCUGCUGAUAAACUGGAUGGGUCUGGGUGAAGAGGCAGCCACAUGGAAAAGACUCAGUGAAUAUCCUAUUGUACUGCUUAUACUGGAAUUUGCCAACCAUAAUCUCAUCACAGGAGUGGCCCAUGUACUAUAUUCCAGUCUCAUAAGCAGGUAGAGAGGUAUUACAUCAAACAUGUGGUUCAACCAAGAAUCAAAUCACAGGUUUAUCCCGAAUUGUAGUGAAUUGCCCAAGACGCGUUUCAUUUUUCUUUAAUUUUCCAAAAAGGCUGAAGUAGCUAACAAGCAAUGGGAGCUUUUUCAUGAAAUCUACUUCUAAAUAAUCACUGCAUCAAGUGAACAGUGAAAGACACUUUUCUUUUACAACAUUUCUGCGUAAUUCAGUGAUUGAGAUGUAAGCAGUCAUUCAGAGUGGUUUGAUGUGAAAUAGUGCCAACGCACAUUUCAAUACAGUGGUGGUGAUCGGAACCAAGGGUCACAAUGUUCACAGUGCAAACUUUUAUAAAAUAAAAUAUAAAGCCAUUUUAUUUGCUAUCCAAAACCACCAGUUAACUUGCAUGUCUUUUAAAUUUUGAUAAUGGAAAAACAGUGAUAAAUCCAAGUUUGGGUAUGCUUUGCAUCACAGCACCUCUUGGCUAUGAUUUAAUUUUAAGAAAUACAUUUUAGACCAAAACCUUAUCUAUUGUAAAACAAUCUCAGAUAUCAGGCAAUAGAUUUUAAACCAUUUCAUGUAGUAACUUUGUGUGCAUUCAACAUUUUAGACAUCUGGUUCCUGUCACCACUGGUGUGAACAAUUCUGACUUGGCAAGUUCCUCUAGAACGGAGCUUUUCACAACUCUUCAAACCACUCUUCAUGAGUUUUCACUACUGAAUUAUGCAGAAAUUUUGAAAAAUGGGUGGAAUUCUCCUUACAGUGAUCUCAGACAGACUAUAAAAAUUGACAAGCAUCUAGUUUGGCAUGGGUGGUUAUGUAUUGUUAUUGAGAUAUUAAGAAGUUGUCCCACAAUAGGCUAUUCUGUGCAUAUCAGAUAUCGUCAGUGAUUAAAGAAAAACAUGAUUAAAAAGGCCAAAUUAUG